CCAUGGUCAUACGAUAAUCCGAUUGGCGGAUGCAUGUGUCACCCGGGUAACAGUAUGCCGAAUAGAGGUAUGUCGACCAAUCAGAGACAGGGCUACUAUUAUCAAUGUAGUUGAAGAGGUGGAGCUUCGGGGUCGUUAGUUGUGUCUGUAUCUUUUACUCUGAAAUCUUCGAGGAGACAUUGCUACUGGGGAGAUGGCCACGCGUUUAAGGCACAAUAAGAAAUGUACAGUUAUCGGGGGCUCAGGUUUCUUGGGUCAGCAUUUGGUGAAGAAGCUUCUGGAAAAAGGCUACACUGUUAAUAUUUUGGAUGUUCGAAAAUCAGUUGAGAAUGAGAGAAUUCAGUUCUUCAGUGCAGAUUUGUGCUGUAAAGAGGAUAUACUGCCAGCAGUUCAGGGUGUGAGCAUCGUGUUUCACUGUGCUUCUCCAGCACCUUCUAGUGACAACCGAGAACUCUUCUAUAAGGUUAAUUACAUAGGGACUAAAACGAUAAUUGAAGCAUGUAAAGAAGCAGGUGUUCAGAAACUGGUGCUGACUAGCAGUGCUAGUGUCGUAUUUGAAGGCUCCGACCUAAAAAAUGGUUCAGAAGACCUGCCAUACGCUAAGAAGCCCAUUGACUACUAUUCACAAACUAAGAUCUUGCAGGAAGUGGAAAUUCUUCGUGCUAAUAAUCCAGAACAGAACUUCAUGACAAUUGCAAUUCGUCCUCAUGGCAUUUUUGGACCUCAAGAUCCACAUUUAGUACCUGUCCUUGUACAGGCUGCGAAGACCGGCAAGAUGAAGUUUAUAAUUGGAAAUGGCAAGAACCUGGUGGACUUCACAUAUGUUGAUAAUGUUGUGCAUGGGUUGAUCCUAGCAGCAGAAAAUCUUCACCCGAAGUCAUACAUCUGUGGAAAGCAGGAGCACCAAUAGUAUAUUUUCAGGAAGGAGUUGCCUUGGAAGUGCUGAAUAUUAACCCUGGAGCAUAUGACGUUUCAUGGCAUCAGGUGAAACAAGAGCCAUGAAACCUCUUGUUGAUUACCACAUGCCACCCGCCUGCUGAUGAAUCCAUACUUCGCCAUGUUGACAGCCACUUGGAGGAAGAAAUGGUGGCAAAGGCACAGAAUGUACUCUGGUCGGUGACUUCAGUGGACUUCACCACCAGUGGCUCGGCAGCACUGCCACUAAUAACGAAGCAAUCCAUACUCAAAUGCACCAAGAUGUAGGUAGUUUCUAAAUUUGAGCUGACCAGUAGCGAGUAUCAUCUUGUUUGCCUUUUCAACCACCUUUAUCUACAUCAACUGGGCUGCACCAAUUCAAGAAGGCAGCUCACCAUCAUUCUUUGAAUGGCAAUAAAGGUUGGGAAUAAAUUGUGAAGCCCACGUCCCCUGAAUAAACAAUAUCAGAAAAAAAGAACUUGGUCUUCUAUUCAUGCUGGCUCUCUGCAAGAACAACUCCCUGAGUCGUACUUUGCCCUCCUUUCCUCUAAAGCGCUGUAGAUUUUCUUUUUCCUCAGAUAAUUGUCAAAUUCUCUAUUGAUAGCCUCACUUAAAUCAUCUUUCACCACAUUCUUGGGUAAUUCCAAAUUUUAUCGAGUUGUCAUUCCUUUUUUGUUAAGAAAGAGUUUUACUUCAUGUUGCCAAUUAUUCUCCUGAGUGACUUUAAAUCAGUGUCCCUUGGUUUUUGAUCCUUCUGUCAGUCAGAACAGUUUCUCCCUAAAUAAUCUGUCUAGACCACUCCAUUUUCAACACCCGUAUGAAAUGUACUGUAAUCGUCCCUACUCCAAGGAGGUAGGGGCUCCUGUGGUCCAGUGGUAAUGACCCACCAUGAACACAGGUCUCCUGGUUCAAAGUCUGCCUGCUGUAGCGGUGUGUCAUAACAUGUCUGAACAGGUUGAUUAGAAAAAACCUCUACUUCAUGGAGAAUAGACCCAACUUUGUCAAUCUGUCCUUGUAACUGAAGUUCCUCUUUCUCAUCCUUGGAACCAUUCUUAUGAAUCAUUUUUGCAUCCUGACUAAUGCCUUCAUAUCUUUCCUCAUUUGGAAUUAAUCCUGUACAAAGCUGUAACACAGCUGCAUUCAGACCCCAGCUCAAGCCAUUCCUGGAGACCACCAAAAGAUUACUUAGUGCAUCAGAGUGAAAUUAUCACUAUCAAUAUUAAUACAUGUAUUAUAGUCCAAAUACCUCAAUAAAUGUUAGCAAUUCAUGACCAUAUAUACAAAGGAGAUAGCCUUUACUUAUGCACCUAUCCUUUUGACAAAAUAAUGUCAUGAGAGCUUUUACAUCCACCUGGACAGCAGACAGGACUGCUCUUUAAUAUUUCAUUCAAAAGGUGAUGCCUUUGACCAUGGAAUGCUCCAUUGGUAUCAUCCAGAUCAUGUUGUAGUCUGUUGUGGGUUUUGUGAUACACCUUCAAACAUAAUCAAGAGUGCUGCCAUCCAAUUAACUGCAUGUUCAUGUUUUCCUAAAAUUAACAUUAUAGUCCUCCUAUGUUGCCCAUUUUAUUUUCUUUUAUCUUUAUACAACCAGUUCCAUCUCUGUCACACAAUCCCACUCCGUCCCCCACCCUCUCUCUCUCUCUUUCUCUUCCCCCCCCAACACAUACUCGCUCUCGCUCUCGCGCUCUCUGUCUUUCCCUCUUACACACACACGUUAAUGCACGCACACGUAAAUCAACGAGUGAAUUUGUAUUUGCAGAUACAUGCUAUUUUCUUCAAAAAACACACAAUGUAUGGACAGUCAGUCAACUGGGCAUUUUAUAAAUUCCUACUUUAGAAAUGAAACCAGUCCAACUCCAAACCAAAACACAAACAGAUCCUAAACAAGGCAUUACACUUAACAUACUUUGUCUGAUAUAAAAUGUCACUUUUUUUUUACACUGAUAAAACCUUUAGUUCUCACAGAACAGGGACUCAAAAGGAAUUUGUGGAUUUACAUGUACAUCUUUAUCGAUUAAAACCCUCUAACUGAUUAAAGAUUUAACAGCAUCUUACAUUUGUUUAGUACAUCCUCAUCAGUGGUGUGACCCUUUGAUCUUUUACUGAUAAAUUCUGAG
This is a messenger RNA of Rhincodon typus (whale shark), 3032 nucleotides long. RefSeq names its product NAD(P) dependent steroid dehydrogenase-like (gene nsdhl). The record is from RefSeq and is a predicted model, not a curated record. Gene Ontology annotation, molecular function: 3-beta-hydroxy-Delta5-steroid dehydrogenase (NAD+) activity. Gene Ontology annotation, biological process: steroid biosynthetic process. The transcript is spliced from 7 exons. Bases 194 to 910 code for a protein of 238 amino acids. Lineage: Eukaryota; Metazoa; Chordata; Chondrichthyes; Orectolobiformes; Rhincodontidae.